Phyllopteryx taeniolatus (common seadragon) is the source of this 6233-nucleotide messenger RNA. RefSeq names its product centrosomal protein 295 (gene cep295). Lineage: Eukaryota; Metazoa; Chordata; Actinopteri; Syngnathiformes; Syngnathidae. The transcript has 30 exons. Gene Ontology annotation, cellular component: centrosome; centriole; cytosol. Gene Ontology annotation, biological process: regulation of centriole replication. Bases 274 to 6156 code for a protein of 1960 amino acids. The record is from RefSeq and is a predicted model, not a curated record.
ACCACAGGAUGUGACGUAUUACAAAUUCAACGCGGCCGCUUCGCAGUUCGCACAGUUUUGCCUGCUGCAAAAAGUCUCAUUUCGUUUUCGUUGACCGCAUUACUUUUUGUAAUUUAGCGUUCCAGCCACAACUUGAUAUGAUCGCAUUUGAUCGUUUAACUCGCGUUCGAGCGGCGAGACGUAUGCGACGCCUCGAAGUUAACCAGCUGGGCUAAUUAACGGAGCUGCUAGCUGCAUAUUAUUGCCAAAGAGAAAUGUAUACACCGAGAGACAAUGGCGAGACGGCUGGGAAAAUUAAGACUGAGCCCCAACGAAGAGGCCCAGUUGAUACAAGAAGAAAGGGAGAGGAGGAGAAAACUACGAAUACAACAGGUUCGUGAGCAGCAGAAGGAUUUUGCGCUGCAGACACGGCAGAAUGUGGAGCAGAGGCGUCGGCGUGAGCUCGAGCUGCUGGGACAGGGACUACGGGAAGAAUGGGAGCAACAACGGAGCGAAAAACUGCACAUGCUGCAGAUGCUUUACGAACAGAGCCUCCAGAUGGUCGGCCAUGGACAGAGAAUGGCCAAAGAAAAUGAGCCUGAUUUGGCGGCCUUAGCCCAGAGGGAGGCGCAGAAUCACGCAAAAGCAGAGGAGCGCUUUCGAGAAGCCCUCAAGGAGCUGAAGUCGCAGAGGCUUAAAGACAUCGAAACGCAAAGCCGAACAAUCAAUGCCAGGAAGAAGGCACUUCAGGUAGAAAAGGAUAGAUCGGCAAAAGUGGCCAACCUCCCGGUGCCUACACCAAAACCAAUUCUGCAGGCUACUGAUUCAGAGAAAUUGCAUGUGGGAAAGAAGUCAGAUGUCAGUGCCUUUGCCUUUACACGUUAUCACAUGACCGCAGCCACAGUGGACCGAGCGGUGGACACGCAGCUGACUGAUGCCCAUGAGGGAGCGGAACUGGAGAUGAAGAGGCUGCAGGACUUCCAGAGGGACGACGAAAGGAAGAGAGCCGAGCGGAUGGAGACUGCUCGUCUUCGAGGGAAAUCAGCUAUGCGGAAAGAGCACCUUGCACUGGACCGCGAUCGGCUUCUUGUGGAACUGGAGCACAUGCAGCAGGCUGACAUGUUGAGGAGGCGGCAGCAGGCGUUUCAGAUGCCGCCGCAGAUCUUCCAGCCGCCUCACUUAAGGCAGGAGAUGAAGGAUGACUUCCAAAGGGACAUGGAGUUUGCCUUUGAGGACAUGUACACCAGAGAAAGGAAAAUCAAAGGUGACCUCAUGGGCCGGCUGGUAUCCGAACCGCUUCCUGACACAUCCACAAUCAGCCAGGACCCAGAGCUGGAUGUCAUGCUGGAGGAAACCAACACAUCUGAAAUAGACAAGUCGCAAGUGGACCCGGAAUCACAGGACUCUGCAUGUGUGGACACUGUCAGAGCAGCUCCCAGACAGGCCCUGAAGAAACUCCUCAGUCGCAUCAGGAACCAGAGGAGCGACAAUGGUGUCCCUGCAGCCCGUUCUCUCGUCACCGUCGCCAGUCGGGUCUCAGAGAGGGACACGGAUGUGAUCCCAGAACGGGAUACCAUUGUCAGGCCUGGGGGAGUUGCGGAGAGGGAUGCGGUUGCCGAUUCAGAGGCACUUUCGGAGCGAGACAUGACCAUCGACACAGGCUCCCUCAGCAGCCAGCCCACCCAACCUCCAUCGUCAUCUACAGCAAAGCCCAUUAGUCAGCUGAUCCCGGCAGAUGCUCAACACCAAGAUGACCUUUCCUCCAAAAUCCUGGAACUUGAAAUGGAGCGAAAGAAAAGGGAGCUGGAGCUGGAGCGGGAGAAGCAGCAGCAAAUGGCCUUGCUAAAGGAGUUGGAAGAGGAGAAAGCCCAAUUAGAGCGGCUUCUCAAUGAUAUUCAGCAGGAGGGAAACCACCCAAAAGUUACUGUGGCCCAGGAAAUUGCUCUUAAACAAGCAGAGGUACCGCCGGUCCAUGACCAGGAUGUUCCCAGAGGUCGAGAGCUGCUGACUCCUGAGCACACCAGAAGGAUCCGAGAAUGUCAAGAGCGCCUCCUGGAACAAAACAGAAUUAAUCAACAGUCUAUGGAAGUGGCUCGACGGCACCUGGAAAAAUACCAACAUGCUCUUCAGGUUCAUCGCAACGCGGCCAGCGCGCCGCCUCCUCUGCCACAGUUGCCCUCUGUGGAGCCACAAAUUGCUAUGGAGGUUACCUCACAAGGGUCUGCUGCUCCAACCUUCCUUUCCAGUCUUCCCUCCCCCAGUUUCAGCCGUUCUUCCAGCCUGCUGCCCGCUGAACCGUUUGGAAGGUCAAACCUUCCAGUUCACCAGAUACAGGGUGUCUCAGAUCUUGCCCCUUUGAGGCAAAACUUAGUUUCAAGAGUUGCUGAGCGAGCUAGAAGCCCAACGGGGACCAUAGAGUCACUUCCGUCUAAAGCGGUCAUCAGAAAAGUAUGUCCUCCUAAAGGAGUCACCAGAGAAGUACUUCCUCCUGAAGCAGUCACCAGAGAAGUACUUCCUCCUGAAGCAGUCACCAGAGAAGUACUUCCUCCUGAAGCAGUCACCAGAGGGAUACUUCCUCCUGAAGGAGUCACCAGAGGGAUACUUCCUCCUGAAGCAGUCACCAGAGGGAUACUUCCUCCUGAAGCAGUCACCAAAGGGAUACUUCCUCCUGAAGCGGUCACCAGAGAGGUAUUUCCUCCUGAAGCGGUCACCAGAGAGCCGAUUCCUGCUGCAGCGGUCACCAGAGAGCCGUUUCCUCCUGAUGUGGUCGCCACAGAGUUAUUUCCUCAAGUGGUCACCAGAGAGCCACUUUCUCCUAAAAUAUUUACCAGGGAGCCAAUUCUGCCUCAAGUGAUCGCUACAGAGUCAAUUCCUCCUCAACUGGUCACCAGAGAGUCACUUCAUCCUAAACCAGUUACCAGAGAAGUCCUUCCUCCUCAAGCGGUCACCAAAGAGUCCUUUGCUCUUAAACCAGUCACCACAGACUUCCUUCCUUUUAAAGCUAUCACCACAAGCCUUCCAUUCCAGCCCAUCCAAACAGUCACAUUGGGUCGCCCUCCGCUUCCUCGAUUGCCGCUAGCUGGAACCCUUGCAGAUGACUACUCGGACCGGCAGAGACCUCAGGAGGUUUACGAGCGGCAACGGGAGGGCGAGGUGGAAAGCUUUGAAGAGCUGCGUCUGCAACAGCGAGAGAGCUUGGAGCUACUGAGGCAGCAGAAGGAAACAUUGAAGGCUCUGAUUAAUGUUGAUGCGCAAGUGAGACCGCACAGUGAAGUCUCGGCACCAGAUGACGCUGGUCAAACCCGCUCGGAACUACUUUCUUCUCUGCUCAAAGUAAUUGAAAAAUCAAACAAGGGGAGUUUGUCCCAUGCGAGACAUUUACAGGUGGAAGAUGUCCCAAGUCUACAACUCCCAUCCACCAGCAGGGCAGCCUCGCUCCAUGCGCCUGCUCGAGCAGCAAAGCCCCCAGUGACCCGCAUCCGGCUCGGUACGAUGAUGAGGGAACAGCACGAGCUCAGCGCCAUACAGGAAGUUGAGACACCAGUGGAUACCAGCCAAGUGACUGGCCCAGAGGAUGUUUUCGCUGUGCCACAACACACAAUGGACUGGUCUCUGCAGGAGCCCUGUGACUUCUCUCUGGCCACCGAACAGGCUCUACAGACGCCUUCCAUGUCAAGUUCAAAGAGGUCCAGCCCAGCCCUCUGUGGAGAUAAGCUGCUGAUGAGGACUGGAACAUCCCCAGACUCCUCUCAGCAUGGUUCAUAUGACCCACUCUCAUCAGACUUCGGAAGGGGAGCCGACUGCGUUGGCCCGACACUCAUGAUCCACAGCUCCCUCCGAGAUGAUUCCAGGCCACCCGGAGAGGCAAGUCAGCAGUAUGCACAUAGACCUCCUGAUCCAGAAUGCCUGUCCACCACCACCCUGUCCACUGGCAGCUACAGCAAGAGUGAUCCAGAGCCCAACGCCGGUAAAUCUCCGAAUCUUGUCACCAUGGAGACUUCUCGAGUUGGCAACUCCUCCAGUCCUGCUGCAGCCCAGCACCACUCAGCCUUGCUCGCCUCUCUGUUUAACGAUGGCAACGUCCAGCGCAUCAUUGACCGAUUUGCUAAAGAACUCGAUAGCUCUCUAAGCACAGCGGAUAAAAGCACAGACAGCGUAAGCUCCGUUUUGGAGGAGCCUAACUCUUCGUUUUCUGAGCAGUCUUUAUACAAAAUAUCUGGGAGGCGAGGGGAGGACGACGAAGCAUCUCAUGUGACUCUUCCCCCUCCACCCGUCCACUCAGCUCUGCUCGCCUCGCUGUUCAAUGACGGCAACGUCCAGCAUGUCAUCGACCGAUUUGCCAAAGAGCUCGAUUGCUCUCAAAGCGCCGCGGGUAAAAGCACAGACAGCGAAGGCUCUGUUUUGGAGGAUCCUCACUCUUCGCUUACCGAGCAGUCUUUACAACAAGUCUCUGGGAGGCGAGAGGACGACGACGAAUCCUCUCGUGUGACACUUCCCUCUCAGGCUACCCACAUAAGUGACCUGACAAUCCAUCCAAUGAUGGAGCAGCUUUCGGUGUGCGAGGAUCAGGAUUCGUUCAGACCUCUAAUGGCUCAGCUGGCGGAUCAGUCCUCCACCCUCCUCGCCGAUCACAGAGACGCCACCAUGGAGCGUCUGGUGGAUCAACCAUCAGCUCAAUCAUCCAUGAUCGGUCAGCUGCCUGUCCCGCCACCUUCUGCCGGAUGGGACUUAACUCUGAGUCGCAUCAUGGAAGAAGUCUCCCGAGAGUCGAGCCAGCGUUGGCGGAGAGGCGAGCGGGAACCCUGUGUGGGUCAGCUGAUGUCUCGGGCAGAACAGUCGUGGUUGGACGAGAGUCAAGAGGAUAGCUCGAUGAGACCUCUCGUCGGGGAGUUGGACGUGUCUUCCGGCCAGGACAGUGGAACCUCAGGUGAGAGAAUGCGCGUGGAUCUCGGCGCCGCGAUGCAGGCCACUGUGCCGCCGUACCAAUCAUUACCCACUGAAGCCUCCCAUCACAGAACGUCCGACUCCAGACCGAAUCCGCUCCCGCCACUCCCGUUUGGCGAAGACUCCUUUCUCCCUUUGCCGCCCGAGGUCACCUGCGACGAAACGAUCGACCCGUCCGCCGUCUUUCGCAACGCCCCCAACUCCUCCGACGGACACCUCUCGAGCGGAGAGCUCAGCAUGUCGGCGCUUUCCAACUCUCAGUCGCACGACGGCACCUCAGAGAGCGAGCGGUCCACUGAGUGCUUCAGGGCGGAGGACGGCUCCCACAGGAUAUCUGCUUGGCAUUGCGUCUCCUCUCCUCAGGUGGUGGAGCUCUCGCAAUCGGACGUGAGGGAUGUUUUAUCUCCCUUCAGCGUGCUGCCAGAGGAGGAUGUGGAAGAGCAGAAUGAAGUGAGAGUUCCAGUUCCUGACCUCUCUGCAAAAGUUCAGCCGGAGCAGAGUUUAAACCUGAGGAUGGACUUCACUUCUAAGUUAUUGGAAGCAGGCAGUACGAAGGGCAUCCUUGAGCAGUCCCAAAUAACACUAGUGAGCUCGACGGACACCACACUGCAGGACAACUUUUUAUCUGUGGUAGAGCCAUUGUGGGAGGAGGAAGGACAGAAAGUCCAAGAGGCAUCCCAAACAACCAUAAUGGAGGAAUCUUCAGGGUCCUCAAAAGAGGAGCAGAGCCCAACACAUGCAGCCAUGCUCCUUGAGUUCAACUGGGGGUCUUGGCAGCAGGGGGUCUUUGAGCAGAAGCGGCGAGCUCUGCAGCAGAGGUCGGCCCGCCGGGCGGAAGAAGUCAAAGCUCAAGGUGCGCUGGCCAGGACUGGAGUUGCGGAGGUGAAGGUCGCUGCGCAGUCUGAGGAACGUCCUCCUCGGACUCGACGGGAUGCUCAACUUGACACAUUCAAAACGGCAAAGUCCACUUUGGUCAAGCAACAAAAGACGCCGACUCCUCCAGCAGUGACCAUGUCAACAAGGCUGAACAACCAGAGCCAAGUCAAGAAAAGCAAACACGAUGUUUUGGAGAUGCACAAACGAACCCAGAGACUGUACGAGCAGCUGGAGGAGGUGAAGCAGCAGAAGGCGGUUCGCAGCAGAAAAGAGGCUUAUGCCAACAACAGACAGAAGGCCAAAGCCUUUCACAUGAAAACCCUCCAGAAGCUCCGUGCCAAGCAGACUCAACAAUGAGUGACUCUGAAUGUGGUUUUAUACCUGUGUCCAUUAAGAUAUAAUUUUAUCAAUAAAGCUUUUAACUUAUUCAAAGA